Molecule: messenger RNA, 6467 nt
Organism: Callorhinchus milii (elephant shark)
Lineage: Eukaryota; Metazoa; Chordata; Chondrichthyes; Chimaeriformes; Callorhinchidae
Product: protein tyrosine phosphatase receptor type S
Exons: 38
Coding region: 314-6139 (1941 amino acids)
Biological process (GO): protein dephosphorylation
Molecular function (GO): protein tyrosine phosphatase activity; protein binding
Source: RefSeq, a predicted model, not a curated record
UUGUAGAGAGGUCCAGCACACUGCCUGGCUGACUGGUGAUUGAUGUGGUGGAACCUCGCUCCACAGUGCACACAGGAUAAGAUGCAGCAUUUGUUCUCGGGAAUACUUUGCAAGUGAUUACGGCGGUGUUAAAGGAAGCCCUGGCCAGGGGAGGACUGUUUCGGGAGGCCGUGUCGUGCGGGACACUGGGAUCUAUCCACACAUGGCAGGAAUGUGUAGUUAAAAAGACGCAAAGUGAAUCCCGUCUGAAGCCACAGCAUUCCUCUGCCGUGGGCUUCGGAUUCCAGCCCGGUGUCACAGGUCAUCGCCAAGGAUGCUGUUGUCCAGUUAUUUAACGAUGCCCCCGGUUGUCUUGGUGACGGCCUUGUUGUCUCUGGCGAUGGAUGUCUCCAGUGCUGAAGCUCCACCAAAGUUUUUCAGAAUUCCCAAAGACCAAAUCGGUGUUUCGGGAGGAGUCGCUUCGUUCGUCUGCCAGGCCACUGGCGAGCCCAAACCUCGGGUUACUUGGAACAAGAAAGGAAAGAGAGUGAGCUCCCAGCGAUUUGAGGUAAUCGAGUUUGAUGACGGAGCCGGUGCGGUGCUGAGGAUCCAGCCAUUGAGGACCCCUCGAGAUGAGGCGGUUUACGAAUGUCAGGCCACCAACAACAUGGGGGACUUAACCAUCACGGCCAAGCUGACUGUGCUUCGAGAGGACCAGUUGCCGGUGGGCUUCCCGAACAUCGACAUGGGCCCCCAGCUAAAGGUGGUGGAGCGAACCCGCACGGCCACCAUGCUGUGCGCAGCCAGCGGAAACCCCGACCCGGAGAUCACCUGGUUCAAGGACUUCCUCCCGGUGGACCCCAGCACCAGUUCGCGCAUCAAACAGUUGCGGUCAGAAUCCUUCGGUGGUACUCCGAUACGAGGUGCUCUUCAGAUCGAGAAUAGUGAAGAAACCGACCAGGGCAAGUACGAGUGUGUGGCAACGAACAACGCUGGCGUGCGAUACUCACCCCCUGCCAAUCUUUACGUGAGAGAGCUACGAGAAGUUCGCCGCGUUGCGCCUAGGUUCUCCAUCACCCCCCCGCUCAGCCAAGAGAUCGUCCCAGGCGGCAACGUCAACAUCACCUGCGUGGCUGUGGGCUCGCCCAUGCCCUACGUCAAGUGGAUGCUGGGAGCCGAGGACCUGACCCCGGAGGACGACAUGCCCGUGGGGCGGAACGUGCUAGAGCUGAACAGCAUCAGGGAGUCGGCCAACUACACCUGCGUGGCAAUGUCCAGCCUAGGCGUCAUCGAAGCCAUGUCCCAGAUCAUCGUCAAAGCUCUUCCGAAGCCCCCGGGAACGCCGAUUGUGGUGGAGAACACGGCCACUAGCGUGACGCUGACCUGGGAUUCGGGCAACCCCGACCACGUCAACUACUACAUCAUCGAGUACAAGCCCAAGAGCUCGGAAGUGCCAUUCCAGACCAUCGACGGCAUCCAGACCCUCCGCUACAGCAUCGGGGGUCUGAGCCCCUACUCGGAUUACAGGUUCAAAAUCUCCGCCGUUAACUCCAUCGGCCAGGGCCCACCCAGCGAGACGGUGGAGACCAGGACGGGCGAGCAGGUGCCCUCCAGCUCCCCGCGGAGUGUGCAGGCGCGGAUGCUGAGCACCACCACGAUGUUAAUCCAGUGGGAAGAGCCAGAGGAACCGAACGGGCAGAUCCGGGGUUACCGCGUGUAUUACACCAUGGAGCCCGAGCAGCCCGUUAGCAACUGGCAGAAACACAACGUGGACGACAGCCUCCUCACCACCGUGGCCAACCUGAUCGUACAGACCACGUACAGCGUCAAAGUCCUGGCGUUCACCUCGGUCGGGGACGGUCCACUGUCCCCGGAGAUUCAGGUCAAAACCCAGCAGGGAGUUCCUGGACAACCAAUAAACUUCACACCCAAACCCAAAUCGGAAACCAGCAUUCAGCUGCUGUGGACACCACCCAGACAGGAGAAAAUCAUCAAUUACGAACUGUACUACCGUGACGAAGAGUUGGGGAAAGAGGAAGUGAUAACCUUUGCGCCCAGCAUGACGUACACAGUGACUGGGCUGCGUCCUAACACUCUGUACUACUUUCGGCUGGCUGCGCGCUCUGAGCACGGCCUUGGCGUCUUCACCUCGCAGAUCCCCGGGCGGACGCUCCAGGCUAAACCAUCAGCCCCUCCUCAAAACGUAAAGUGCAACAGCCAUAGUUCCACCAACAUUGUGGUAAGUUGGGAGCCACCACCACCAGAGAGUCAGAAUGGUGCCCUGUCAAAGUACAGUAUCAGGUACCAAAUGGUGGAGGGAGAGGAACGUCUGCCCAGCGAGGUGAAGGACAUCCCACCGGACACCACCCAGAUGCUGCUGGAGAACCUGGAGAAAUGGACCGAGUACCGGGUGACGGUGGUCGCGUACACUGAGAUCGGCCCGGGCCCGGAGAGCGAGCCUGUGUCCAUUCGCACAGAAGAGGACGUGCCCAGCGCCCCUCCUCGGAAGGUGGAGGUCGAGGCGCUGAACUCCACGGCUCUGAAGGUAAUGUGGCGCUCUCCGGUCCCGAGCAAGCAGCACGGCCAGAUCCGGGGCUAUCAGGUGCAUUACGUCAAGGUGGAAGACGGAGAAGCCAGGGGGCAGCCGCGGAUCAGGGACAUCAUGCUGGCCGACGCACAGUGGGAGACUGACGACACAGCCGAAUAUGAGAUGGUUAUAUCUGGGCUGAAGCCAGAAAUGAUUUAUUCCAUCACAGUGGCAGCUUACACGACGAAGGGGGAUGGGGCUCGCAGCAAACCCAAGCUGGUGGUCACCAAAGGUGCAGUUCCAGACAAGCCCACUCUGUCCGUCCGCCUGACCCAGGACAACACCGCCGUACUCCAGUGGCAAGCUCCCUCCGAGACGUACGGAGAGCUGCUGGGGUAUCGGCUCCAAUAUGGCCGGACGGACCUCAAGCCGCUCUCCACGCUGGACUUUUCCGACCAGGAAGAUCAGUUUGUGGCCCACAGCAUCCACAAGGGAGCCACGUACACCUUCAAACUAUCCGCUCGCAACAAGGCCGGCAUCGGGGGAGAGGACGUCAAGCAGAUAACGGUGCCUGAGGACGUGCCCGAGGGCUACCCUCACCUCCUAGACCACCCCAACGUCACAACCUCGACCAUUCAACUCGGCUGGCUGCCCCCAACCUUAGCAGAGAGAAACGGUCUCAUCAGCACCUACACAGUCUCCUAUAAGCAGACAGGCUCCCCCGGCAAUCCCACUGAAGUGCCCACCACUUCCUCCCAGACUAGCCUCACACUGUGGAGCCUUAAGCCGGACACCAGUUAUGAUAUUAAAGUCAGGGCACAAACCAGUAAAGGCCCUGGUCCUUACAGUCCUGCUAUUCAGUAUCGGACCAUGCCAAUGGAUCAAGCAGUUUUCCCCAAAAAUUUCCAAGUCAUACUUGCUACGAAGACCUCGGUGUUACUGAGUUGGGAGAUUCCAGAGCAUUACAACUCCCCCAUUCCGUACAAGAUUCAGUAUAAGAACGGCAAGUCCGUGGUCGAAGUUGACGGGCGGACGACCAAGAAGCUGAUCACCAACCUGGAGCCGGACAGGGAGUACUCCUUCCUGCUCACCAACCGCGGCAACACCGUGGGCGGCCUUCAGCAGACGGUGUCGGCCCGCACCGCCCCCGCCAUCCUGAGCAGCAAACCCUACUUCAUCCCCAAGGUCAAGCCUGAUGGGAGUCUGCUGGUGGUGAUGCCAAAAGUGGAGACAGUGGCCCCCGUCAAGGCGUACUACAUCAUUGUGGUUCCUUUAAAGAAAUCCCGUGGACAUUUUAUCAAUAUUUGGCGUAGUCCUGAUGAAAUGGAUCUGGAGGAGUUGUUCCUGGACCUCUCACACCGUCGCCGGCGCAGGAGUGUGCGUUUGCGCAGACAGGUGACCUAUCCAAAGCCCUACAUCGCCGCCAGCUUCAAGACUCUGCCCAAGGAGUUCACUCUGGGCGACCGACAUUAUUACGAUGGCUUCAUGAAUAAGGCCUUGGGGGAAGGCAACAAAUACGUCUUCUUCAUCCUGGCCAUGUUGGACGUGGCAGAGGCGAUGUACGCAGCGAGUCCGUACUCGGAUCAUUUCCUCUCCGCUGACCCCGAGCUGGGGCCCACCAUCGACGGGGAAGAGGGCCUGAUUUGGGUGGUGGGUCCCGUAUUGGCUGUGGUCUUUAUCAUCUGCAUCGUGAUCGCAAUCCUGCUGUACAAAAACAAACCUGACAGGAAAAGAAAAGAAAGCGAUCCCAGAACCAAGUGUCUUCUCAACAAUGCGGAGGUUCCAUCCCAUCACCCAACGGAUCCCGUGGAAAUGAGACGCAUCAACUUCCAGACGCCAGACUCCGCUUUGACCAGUCCCCUCAGUGAACCUGAUUUUGCAAGCAUGAUCAGUCACCCGCCAAUCCCAAUCUCUGAGCUGGCAGAGAACACGGACCGACUGAAAGCGAAUGACAACCUGAAGUUCUCCCAGGAAUAUGAGUCGAUCGACCCCGGCCAGCAGUUCACCUGGGAACACUCGAACAUGGAAGUGAACAAGCCCAAAAACCGCUACGCCAACGUGAUAGCUUACGACCACUCCAGAGUGAUCUUAGCGCCGAUCGAGGGUAUUACUGGCAGCGACUACAUCAACGCAAACUACAUCGAUGGCUACCGCAAACAGAACGCCUACAUCGCCACCCAAGGGCCUCUCCCGGAAACGUUUGGGGAUUUCUGGAGGAUGGUCUGGGAGCAACGGAGCGCUACCGUGGUCAUGAUGACGAAACUGGAGGAAAAAUCCCGGGUGAAGUGUGACCAGUACUGGCCCAGUCGGGGAACAGAGACGUACGGAAUGAUACAGGUCACCCUGCUGGACACCAUUGAGCUCGCCACCUUCUGUGUCCGGAAUUUCUGUCUUCACAAGAACGGUUCCAGUGAGAAGAGAGAAGUCCGUCAGUUCCAGUUCACAGCGUGGCCCGAUCAUGGAGUGCCAGAGUAUCCCACCCCCUUCCUCGCCUUCCUACGGAGAGUGAAGACGUGCAACCCUCCAGAUGCUGGCCCAGUGGUGGUUCACUGCAGCGCUGGUGUGGGCCGCACCGGUUGCUUCAUCGUGAUCGACGCCAUGCUGGAGAGGAUAAAGCACGAGAAGACGGUGGAUAUAUACGGCCACGUGACCCUGAUGAGGUCCCAGAGGAACUACAUGGUGCAGACGGAGGACCAGUACAUCUUCAUCCAUGAUGCUCUGCUGGAGGCCGUGGCUUGUGGGACCACGGAAGUCAUGGCCAGGAACUUGUACUCUUACAUCCAGAAGCUCACCCAGGUCGAGACAGGGGAGCACAUCACAGGGAUGGAACUGGAGUUCAAGCGACUGGCCAAUUCCAAAGCUCACACCUCCAGGUUUAUAAGUGCCAAUCUUCCAUGUAAUAAAUUCAAGAACCGCCUUGUCAACAUUAUGCCGUAUGAAACAACGAGGGUCUGUCUGCAGCCGAUUCGCGGGGUAGAGGGCUCUGACUACGUGAACGCCAGCUUCAUUGAUGGGUACAGGCAACAGAAAGCGUACAUAGCUACACAGGGGCCUUUAGCAGAGACCACAGAGGACUUCUGGAGGAUGCUGUGGGAGAAUAACUCCACCAUCGUGGUCAUGCUCACCAAACUGAGAGAGAUGGGCCGGGAGAAGUGCCACCAGUACUGGCCUGCGGAGCGCUCUGCCAGGUAUCAGUACUUCGUGGUGGACCCAAUGGCCGAGUACAACAUGCCACAGUACAUCCUCCGUGAAUUCAAAGUCACAGAUGCCAGAGACGGACAGUCACGGACAGUGCGACAAUUCCAGUUUACAGACUGGCCGGAGCAAGGCGUACCGAAGUCUGGCGAGGGCUUCAUAGACUUUAUAGGCCAAGUGCACAAAACCAAGGAGCAGUUUGGUCAAGAUGGGCCCAUCUCGGUCCACUGCAGUGCUGGAGUGGGGAGGACUGGGGUUUUCAUCACGCUGAGCAUUGUGCUGGAGAGGAUGAGAUACGAAGGGGUGGUGGACAUCUUCCAGACAGUCAAGAUGCUUCGGACACAGCGUCCAGCCAUGGUACAGACAGAGGAUGAGUAUCAGUUCUGCUAUCAAGCGGCACUGGAAUAUCUUGGAAGUUUUGAUCACUAUGCAACGUAAAAAAAAAAAAAUUGAUCGCCAAACUGCAACAGGCCACAAUGGACAAAGAAAGCCUCCUACUGAGCCAUAUAACGUGCUUGAAAAGUACCUUUAAUUCUAACCACAGCCAAGGGGGAGAUAUUUCAGACGGACCCUAAGGAACUCAAUGUUGUAACCUGGAAGAGAAGAGGGACCCUGGUCUGUUGGGGAGGAGGAGGAGGGGGAGAGGGGGGGAGGGGGGAAUAAAUUUAAACAUCGGAUUAGUCCUACUUACCUCAAGUGUUCAACGGUGGUGGAAAUGACGUGGUUUUGUUCUGUUGUGGACGUGCCGAUGAUGAAACAUUGAUGA